UCGUGCACGCGCAUGCGAAGGUACAGCUCAUUGGUACAGCUGUAGUUUUAGUUUUGGUCUGAAAGAGUCAUACCAACAGCUGUGUUUGUGUGUCAGGUGUUUAAACGAACGUGAAUCGCACACACACCGCAGGAAUUCAGCUGUGUUUACAGCUCCACAGGUGUAAUGGCGGUGUGGAGGAAGUAAAGGGAUAAUGUAUCCAGCUACUAGUUACCUUUUACCGCAGGUGGUUUUGUCGACGUCCUGCCAUCAGGCAUGCAUUUGUCAUCGCAUUUUUGUUACUAGAGUGUAGCUUUUAAGCAGAGAGGUCAUCUCUUUGUUUCUUCAUAAGCUAUGUUUCAGAUAGACAGAUAGUCAACAGGUUGUUUCUAAAGAGGAGAACCCAUGAGCAGCUAUUAUGGCUAGUGCCCUUGCAUCAAAAAUGGGACUCUCUCUUCGGAGGAAGCAAGCCAAAAUCUUCAAUGUUACAGUUGUUACAAUGGAUGCUGAUUUGGAGUUCAGCUGUGAGCUGAAGUGGCGAGGAAAGGAUCUGUUUGAACUUGUAUGCCGGACAUUGGGGCUCAGGGAGACUUGGUUUUUUGGUCUGCGGUACGACGUCAAAGACACUGUGGCCUGGCUGAAAAUGGACAAGAAGGUUUUGGAUCAUGAUGUGCCCAAAGAGGAGCCUAUAGUGUUUUAUUUCCUGGCCAAGUUUUACCCUGAAAAUGUAGAAGAAGAGUUGGUACAAGACAUCACGCAGCACCUCUUCUUCCUCCAGGUGAAGAAGAGCAUUUUAGAAGAGGAGAUCUACUGUCCUCCCGAGGCUUCGGUGCUGUUAGCCUCUUACGCCGUCCAUGCUAAGUAUGGUGAUUACAACCCUAAUGUCCACAAGCCGGGCUUCCUGUCCCAAGACGAGCUGCUACCAAAGAGAGUUAUUAAUCUGUACCAGAUGACUGCAGAGAUGUGGGAGGAGAGAAUAACGGUCUGCUACGCUGAGCACAGGGGCAGAACCAGAGAUGAAGCAGAGAUGGAGUAUUUAAAAAUAGCUCAGGAUCUGGAGAUGUAUGGGGUCAAUUACUUUUCCAUUAGGAAUAAAAAGGGAACCAGCCUUCUGCUUGGUGUUGACGCUUUGGGCCUCCACAUUUAUGACCUGGAUAACAGACUGACGCCCAAAAUCUCCUUUCCAUGGAAUGAGAUCCGAAACAUCUCCUACAGCGAUAAAGAGUUUGCAAUUAAACCUGUGGAUAAGAGAGCAGAUGUCUUCAAAUUCAACUCUUCAAAGCUCAGAGUAAAUAAACUGAUUCUCCAGCUGUGCAUCGGGAACCAUGAUCUCUUCAUGAGGAGACGCAGGGUUGAUUCAUUGGAGGUCCAGCAGAUGAAGACUCAGGCUAGAGAAGAGAAAGCUCGCAAACAGAUGGAGCGGCAGCGGCUAGAGAGAGAGAAACAGUUGCGUGAGGAUGCAGAGAGAGCGCGUGAUGAACUCCAGAGGAGACUCAUUCAGUUACAGGACGAAGCUCACUUGGCCAAUGAAGCACUGUUGCGUUCAGAGGAGACGGCAGAUUUGUUGGCGGAAAAGGCACAAAUCGCUGAGGAGGAGGCCAAGCUUUUGGCUCAGAAAGCGGCUGAGGCUGAACAGGAGAUGCAGCGUAUUAAGGUGACAGCCAUUCGCUCUGAGGAGGAGAAGAGACUGAUGGAGCAGAAGAUGCUGGAGGCUGAGAUGAUUGCGCUCAAGAUGGCAGAAGAGUCUGAAAGGAGGGCCAAAGAGGCCGACCAGCUGAAACAGGACCUGCAGGAGGCCAGAGAAUCGGAGCGCAGAGCCAAAAACAAACUACUGGAGAUCACCAGCAAAACGGAAUAUUCGCCUGUGCCGUUGUCUGCCAACUCUCUUCCUGCCGAUGGUCCUAACUUCAACUUCAGCAUGGAGAACCUGAGUUUUGACUUCAAAGACACAGACAUGAAACGUCUGUCCAUGGAGAUCGAGAAGGAAAAGGUUGAGUACAUGGAGAAGAGCAAACACCUUCAGGAGCAACUGAAUGAACUGAAGACUGAGAUUGAGUCAUUAAAGCUAAAGGAGCGAGAAACGCCUCUAGACAUCCUCCAUAAUGAGAACACGGAGAAAGGCACCAGCAAGCAGAGCAACUUUAAAAAGCUCACUCUACAGAGCACCAAAUCCAGAGUGGCCUUCUUCCAGGAGCUUUAACCCUUCAGACACACUGGACUAUAAUGUCUGAAUCGGGUGUCUCACUGUGUUUUUAUCACACUGACGCAUUCCUGUAUUAUCCAACUACAUUCCGGUAAUGAAGAAAAGAAUAUUUGGCGGUAAAAUUUACAUUACACUAAGAGGACCAGGACUUCUCAUAAGCAGAACUACAGGGGCCACACUACACUUAUACAAACUCAAACUAUACACUGUUCCCCAGUAUUUCUUUGUCUGCAGGAGGUAAAAACCCCAUUAUAAACACAGUAUGGUUAUGCAGAGAACACACACUGACCACAUAUAUCUCUGCAGUGCUUCUUAAAAUUUGUCUCUCCAGUUGCGCUGCAGAUUUCUGUCUCUCUCGAUCAAUAUGUGUCAGAAUAAUUGGCUAAAGCAGUCAUAUUGCACCCUUGUGCCGUAUUAGGUAGGGCAUUUAUUCUUUUGGUCUAAUAUGGACCUGUCUGGUCGUUCAUAAAGGCUAAAAUAUACCUAAUUGCGUUACAUUUUAAAAGUUUACUUCUUUUCUCAGAGGAUUGCUUAAUACAGGAUGUCUUGGGGAAGCAAAACCUUGCUAUUUGGUAGGCCAUUACAUAUGAACCAUUUGGGGCAUUUAUUUUUUUUUAAUUGUUGACUUUGCUUGAAAUGUUUUAAAGUUUGUGAAUAUAUUUUUUGAAAAUGUGUUUGUGCAGAGGAUUAAAUCAAUGGAAAUUAA
Molecule: messenger RNA, 2888 nt
Organism: Danio rerio (zebrafish)
Lineage: Eukaryota; Metazoa; Chordata; Actinopteri; Cypriniformes; Danionidae
Source: RefSeq, a predicted model, not a curated record